This is a messenger RNA of Salvia hispanica, 645 nucleotides long. Lineage: Eukaryota; Viridiplantae; Streptophyta; Magnoliopsida; Lamiales; Lamiaceae. The record is from RefSeq and is a predicted model, not a curated record.
AUGUCUGGGUGGGAAUCGACGAGCUUUGAGCCGAGUUUGUUGGAAGAAGUUCUGACGUGCCUCCCCUUCGACAGGUACCGCAAUCCGGAGCUGGAAUCGGGCAACAAGGUGGUGCUGCCACCGUCGUGUCUGUCGCGGCUGAAAGACAUGGGCGUCCGGUUCCCUUGGCUGUUCAAGAUUGAGUCGUUCAAGUCGGAGAAAAUCUCCCACUGCGGCAUGCUGGAGUUCUGCGCGGACGAGGGGUCUGUGUACGUGCCGCGGUGGAUGAUGGAGAACUUGGGGAUCAGAGAGGGGGAGGACGUGAUCCUGCGGGAUGCAUGGGCGAUGACGGGGACGCGGAUGAAGCUGCAGCCGCACGAGGGGGCGUUGCUGGAGGGGGAUACGAUCGGGGUGAGGUGUGGGGAGAGGGAGAGGGAGUUUUUGGUGGAUGUGCUCGAUGUGGGCCCCGGGGGAGAUGUUAUCUCUCUUUGUGACACAGAUUGCGCGGUUGAGUUUGCUACGCCCUUGGACUAUCUCAACAAGGAGAGGGAGAAGGAGAAGAAGGAGAAGGAGAAGGAAGGAGGGGUGUUUAGGGCGUUCUCGGGGGUGGCGAGGCGACUGGAUGGGGGAAGAUAUCCCCAUCAUGCAUGGGAACACUACGCGUAG